CCUCACUGAAAGUGGUUAACCCUAGCAGCGCAUGCUGGCUGCAACAGGAUCCUGUUCGUGGCCCCCUUUCUUGGGGCUCUCGCCAUACACCGGUCAGUUGGAAUUUGAAGGAGCACAAUGUGAUUAAUCUGCCAUUCAGAAUCUGCUACAGCAGAAAGUCAGCUGUCCCUUGUAAAACAGAUAUCUCCUCUUCUUCCUCUCCUGCCCCUGCUAUUGGAUCGACAAACUGCUGUAGGAUGGCACAUGACUUCACAGCCCUGCCAAUCCCCUGCAGAUGCAGCAAUGUUAAUCGCUGGCUGGUGCGUAGGUCUAUCCAGAGCUCUUCCCGAUGUACUUGUGCAGAGGCAUACAUCCAAAUAGUGGGGGAGUGUGUGUGUGUGAAGUUUGAGAGUUUUGCAUUGUGGGGCUGAAUACGGUAACAAGGUGGUUCAUUCUGUCUCUUCAGAAACUGCCCAGCAAGGACUGAUGGGCUGGUUGUCAGUCCCCAUAUGCUGCUUGUGAGGCCAGGAUCAGGAUGCUACAAGAGUGAAAUGGAUGGCAGUGGGUUAUCAGAAGUUGCUUUUGAAGCGGAAUGGAUGUGUGAAGAGUCCUCUGCAAAAUUUCUGGUGCAGAAUCACCCCUAAGACACCAGCGAGGCAGACAGAUGGCAGUUUUUGAACCAGUUUCACAAGGUGUCCUGAAAGCAAGACGUAGCUGUAUUUAAUCCACUAGGCAAAGGGGAGUACCUCCAGUGAAUUAGCAACACCCCUUUUUUUCUUUUCCUUUUUUUUUUUUUUUUGGUGACUGCGUGUUAGCUGGAUACUUUGGGGUUUUUUUAUAAAGCUGUGAAUAAUCUUUUUAAUUUUUUUCCUCAAAUGAAGUACUCUGUGGCCUCUUGCAUAGAUUUGUUGAAUCCUUGAUUCUGCAUUUUUUCCUAAGCUACACCUGUGUGCCAGUCUACUCAGCUCCUCCAGACAAGGAGGAAAUAAAAGUUCAAGUUUUUCAUCAUACAGUGUAACUUAACACCAGGAGGCCAGCUUUUAUAGUGCAUCCAUAGGAAGCAUCUCCGCUACGGCCUUUCACCACACUGGAGACAGACUGAAGAUGUCGGCAGCUGGCAAAUGUGAAAGCAAUGAAGAGGUGUUCUGAGGUUGGCAGUGCUUUUUAUAGUACGUGCAUUUUCUGGGAAGGGCAUAAGAAGGUAGAUAAAAAGAAAGUGAUUGUGGCAAGCUGAGAAGUAGCUGUAGCAGACCAAGAAGUUCCAAAGAGAAGAUCACAGCAAAAAGGUCCUCAGGCUCCAUCCGCCACCAGCUGAUCACAUUGCAGCGGCAUAGGUGUUGACAUGAGGACCAGGAGGUGUCCUGUCUGCUUUGCAGCUUGUCUACUGGUCCUGCUGGGUAAACACCAGAGAGAGCCCACUACAGAGGCAGAGCACAUGUUUUAAGAGAGCUGACAAGCCAGUUCCUGCACAUACAUGCAUCUUUGUAAGAGCGCUCCAAGUCCAGGGGCCUCUGUGGCACUGCAUGGAUAUAAGAACUGUUGCAUGUGUGGGGUUAGACUCUGCUUUUUGAGAGAUGAUGCUCCGACGAGGAUUUAUUCUAUUUUUCCCCCGACUUGUAGGGCUGCUGGUGGUGGCCUGUUGCUCAGUGUCUAUUGUUUAUAUGUUGGCUUGCACACCCAAGGGUGACAACCAACAGCUUGCCUUGCCCAGGGUGCACAGUCCGACUGCAAAGGAGGGAUAUGAAGUCAUUCUGCAAGAGCGAGAAGAGCAGCACCACAACUACAUCAUCAGCUUGAAGAAGCAAAUUGCCCAACUGAAGGCUGAGCUCCAGGGCAGGAGUGAACAGCUUAAGAACAUAGAGGACCAGCACCCAGACCCCUUGGACAUUCAGCUUGAACACAGUAACCCAGAGAAGGCCCAGGCUAACCUGCUGGCUUUCCUCCGUUCCCAAAUAGACAAAGCAGAGGUGCACAGUGGUGUUAAGCUGUCCACAGAGUAUGCAGCUGUGCCCUUUGAGAGCUUUACCCUGCAGAAGGUGUACCAACUGGAGACAGGGCUGACGCGCCACCCGGAAGAGAAACCUGUAAGGAAGGAUAAGCGAGAUGAGUUGAUACAGGUGAUCGAGUUAGCUGUUGGGAAUUUGAACAAUCCAGAGGGGGAUGGCAAUGCAAAACACCGUGUAUACACAGCCUCCGACUUUGUUGAAGGGAUCUACCGCACAGAAAAAGACAAAGGCACAUUGUAUGAGCUGACUUUCAAAGGAGACACAAAGCAUCAGUUUAAGAAGAUAGUUUUAUUCCGGCCAUUUGGUCCUGUAAUGAAAGUGAAAAAUGAAAAUGUCAAUGUGGCUGACACACUUAUUAAUGUCAUUGUGCCAUUGGCCAAGAGAGCCAGCAAAUUUCGGCAAUUCAUGCAGAAUUUCAGGGAAAUGGGCAUUCAGCAGGAUGGGAGAAUUCACCUCACUGUAGUUUACUUUGGAAAAGAAGAAAUGAAUGAAGUCAAAUCGAUACUUGAAAAUACCUCCAAGUCAGCCAACUUCAAGAACUUCACCUUCAUCCACUUGAACGAAGAAUUUUCCAGGGGUAAAGGAUUAGAUGUUGGUGCUCGAUUUUGGAAAGGAAACAAUGUUGUUCUCUUUUUUUGCGACGUGGACAUAUACUUCACAGCUGAAUUCCUGAACUCCUGUAGAUUGAACACACAGCCAGGGAAAAAGGUGUUUUAUCCUGUUCUCUUCAGCCAGUACAAUCCCAGUAUCAUUUAUGGCCACCAUGAUUCCAUCCCACCUUUAGAACAGCAGCUGAUUAUUAAAAAAGAAAAUGGAUUUUGGAGAGACUUUGGUUUUGGGAUGACUUGCCAGUACAGAUCUGAUUUUAUCAACAUAGGUGGCUUUGAUCUGGACAUUAAAGGCUGGGGUGGUGAAGAUGUACAUCUGUACCGCAAAUACCUUCACAGCAACCUCAUCGUGAUCCGAACGCCAGUCAGGGGUCUCUUCCAUCUGUGGCAUGAGAAGCAAUGUCUGGACGAGCUGACCCCAGAGCAGUACAAAAUGUGCAUGCAGUCCAAGGCCAUGAACGAGGCUUCUCAUGGCCAGCUUGGGAUGCUUGUUUUCAAGCAAGAGAUUGAGACACACCUGCACAGGCAGAAACUGAGCAAUAAGAAGACAUGAAGCCAGAAAGGGAGGCAAAAAAGCCUCUGAAUUGGACUACAGGGUGUUUUGGAAAUGAGUUGCUAACAAGAAAAGAUGGGAUGAGACUGAAGGAGGAUGGAGAUUCCAGCUGGAUGGCAGCAAAAGAAGAUGAAAGUGCUUUUCCUCCCUUCUCCUGUUUCUUUUCUUAAUAGGGCUUUUAAGUCCUCCAUUAGCCUGACUGUUCAGCACUUGCUUCUGGGGGACAUUUUAUGAGAUUCAAGGUCACGGAGACAAUGAACAUACAUAAAUGCCAGCGUGGUAAUCACAAUAACAAAUGGAUGUGCUCUUCCAUUGAAAUAUUUGUAAGAUGUGUACAGUUAUUUAAAUGAUUGACCCUUUGGUGGGCCAGUAAUAACGAGUUAUUUCUACAUUUAACCUGACAUAUCUAAAAAGGGCUAUUUUUGAAUAAGUACAGAGCUCCUGCUCUGAGAAGGACAUCUGACUGUUAACGAUGGUUAAGAUGGAGUGACCAAAAAUCUUUUUCCCUUAAGGGGCUGGGGCAGGGGGACAGCAACAGUGCACUAACAGGGUAUUCCCUGGUCAUUCAGAGAUAGGAGUCACCUCAAAGUGCUUUCUAAAAUUCAGAAAGAAAAAGCCCUACCGGUCAAGUGUGAUGUUAAAAAACACUGGAGGGUAAUGUUUGUUCCCUUCUGUGGACAGUGAACCAAAAGCAAUGAGCCAGGUCUGUACCACAUUAAUCAGAUGGUGUAUUUCUGCUUUAGGAUACUGUAAGUAUCUCAAGAUUUAUUUUUAAAUGAAGCUGGUUUUGUUUGGGAAUUAUUUUGUCAUACUUCAGGUUUUCUACUUCUAGCCUUACUAGGGAAGAGUACGGCCUUCCAACACUUGGAAAAUGCUCGGCAGAUCUGUGCUUCCUGUGGAUGGGAACUGGAUUCAGAUAAGUGAAGUCAUUUUUCUGCACAGCCUGGGUGCUGGAAGGCAGAAGCUUUACCAUGCUGAAGAAAAGGAAUUAUGUAUCAACUUGCAGUACUGAUUCAGCAGGAGGCUUUAAACUCUGAAUGUCAGAUACCAAAAUUGAUGAACAUUUUUCUGACUUUAUACCAAAGUAUUCCUUCUAAACCAAAUAUAGAAUCUUUCCCAGGGCAUAGCAAGCUUUUUGUAAUUAACAAAAUAAAUUUUUGUGAUGAAUUACUGGACCCUGCAAAUUCUCUCAUGGUAAUUAUAGGUGCAUCCUAAAAAUUUGCCUCUUCCUUAAUAGAUUUUUUUCAAUUGCCUAAACUGUUGAAAGUGUGAGUUACUGUUUUUAUAAAGCAUUUUCUUUUACUGCAGA
Molecule: messenger RNA, 4455 nt
Organism: Phalacrocorax carbo (great cormorant)
Lineage: Eukaryota; Metazoa; Chordata; Aves; Suliformes; Phalacrocoracidae
Source: RefSeq, a predicted model, not a curated record